UAUUUGCGGUUAUCGUUGAACCGAUUAUAUGUAUCAGUUAACAAGCAUUCAUGUGAUUGGUGUCAUUUUGAGCAUAUAAAUGAACGGUCGUCAAACUUUUCAUUUAUAACGUAUCCAUUUAAAGCUUCAUCGAAGGUAGAUAGAAACUAAUAUAAAAUUAUAUUAACACAAUGAAAGUUACCGCACUUAUUGUCGUAUGUUGUUCUCUGGGAGCCAAUGCAUGGAGUUUUUGGAGAAGCCCCUGGGUAAAGCCGCGUGAAGGGGUGACUGAUGAAUGCCUUCAGAUGGCAGCACGUGGGGACUGCGGGUUCUAUCAGUGUCUCGAAAGGAGAUUUCAGUGUGGGAGCGAGGGCUAUGCACUCAAGAUUGGCUACCAUCUCUGUAACAAGAGUGACGAGAUACACAGUCGCUUCACAGCUCAAGGUCAACGAUACAUGGAAGGUUCUAAAGUAUGCAUCACAAAUGCCUUACUCCCAGUUUACAAACAAAAUUCAAUAAGAUGUGAUGACGUCAUGAGCGAAGGAGCCAGGGCAAUGCGCACGUGCAGUUAUGAGGAGUUCGCGGGAAUGGACGCGUGCACCUUUAUUCGAGGCAAUAUGGACGCCUACAACGAUAUGCUGGGAACAGACGAAAUUUCUAGACUUAUGAGCAUGGGUAGCCCCAGACUUUUGGCCAGAAUCUUCAUAGACGGAGCACGUUGUGGUGCCACGAUUGCUACGGAAAGGUUUCAGUCCGUCGCCGGAAGCUUAAACGAUUUUAUGGGUGGAGUCAGAGAUAGCAUUACAUCAUGGUGGUCAUAAACUUUUUUUUUCUAGAAGGAAAAUCUGAUGUUUUUUUACAAUGCUUAAUGAUGUGUAAUAUCCACUACUGAAAAAAACCCAACGGAAAACAAAAAGUUCAUUUAGUUAUUGUGUUUGUUGAAUUCGUUAUUUAGUUUUUGAAAGUGCAAUAAUAUUUUCUUGUCGGAGUUUCACUGGUUAAUCCGAUUUUUUUAAGUUUGGAUAUUGAUGGCUCCAUUUAAAAAAGUAUAUUUAUAAUAAUGUAUUAUGCGUAAUCUAUGCAAAGAAAAUUGCUCAGCAGCUUUAUAAAACAACAUACGUACAAUUUGAAGAUGUAUUGUCUAUUUAAAGGGGCCUUUUCACAGAUAUUUGCAUGAUUUGAAGUUUGUCAUUAAAUGCUUUAUAUUGAUUAUUGUAAACAUUGGAAAUGAAAAGCUCCAGUAACAAAUCGAGAAUAAAAUAAAAAAAGAAAAAAGUAACCAUCAACUUGGCUCGAACCAGUGACCCCUGGAGUCCUGGAGUAAAAGUAUGUGCCAUUUAGACCAUUCGGCCAUCCGCGCUCACGCAAUGUAGAAUGUAUUUUAUACUUUAUGUAAGUGUCACGUAAUUACACAUUGUUCCUUGAUAAUACACAGUAACAACCAAA
Molecule: messenger RNA, 1425 nt
Organism: Dreissena polymorpha
Lineage: Eukaryota; Metazoa; Mollusca; Bivalvia; Myida; Dreissenidae
Exons: 4
Coding region: 171-800 (209 amino acids)
Biological process (GO): intracellular calcium ion homeostasis
Cellular component (GO): extracellular region
Molecular function (GO): hormone activity
Source: RefSeq, a predicted model, not a curated record